Durio zibethinus is the source of this 1764-nucleotide messenger RNA. RefSeq names its product myo-inositol monophosphatase like 1 (gene IMPL1). Gene Ontology annotation, biological process: signal transduction; phosphatidylinositol phosphate biosynthetic process; inositol metabolic process. The record is from RefSeq and is a predicted model, not a curated record. NCBI's taxonomy places the organism in Eukaryota, Viridiplantae, Streptophyta, Magnoliopsida, Malvales, Malvaceae. Gene Ontology annotation, molecular function: inositol monophosphate 1-phosphatase activity.
UUUUUAUUUUAGAACACAAAUUAUUUAUUUAUUUUUUUUAAACAAUACUAAAAAAACAUGAAAUGUAAGUAUCAUCAUCUGAUGCCAGUGGCGCAGACGUAGUAAUCGCAAACCACCCACAAAGACAACCUCAAAAAAUUAACACUUCGGUAAAGCAAAGAAUUUUGGAUUCUCGGUUGCCAUCGAAAAAAAAAAAAAGAAAUGGGGAGGUCUUUAGUUUUCUCUACCAACAUUUCUCUCAGGUUUUCUCAAACACCCAGAUCUAUUUCACCUCGGAUUCACCUAAAUCAGUCUCACAAAUUUACUGCAAAUUCUCCAUUUGGGUAUCAAAAAGUUGGAAUUUUGAACUCAAAUUGCACAAGAAAACUAUGCACAAGAGCCUUGAUGUCAGAGGUUUCUAACCAGAGACAAUUUCCUAAAGUAGGUGCCAAAUCAACUGGACCAAUCCCUCCAACUCAGCUCAUUGAAGUUGUUGAGACGGCUGCAAAAACUGGCUCUGAGGUGGUGAUGGAAGCUGUCAACAAACCAAGAAAUAUCACAUAUAAAGGACUAACUGACUUGGUAACCGACACAGAUAAAAUGAGUGAGGCUGCUAUUCUUGAAGUAGUAAAAAGGAAUUUUGGAGAUCACCUGAUCCUUGGGGAGGAGGGAGGAAUUAUAGGAGAUAACUCAUCAGAUUAUCUAUGGUGUAUUGAUCCUUUAGAUGGAACAACAAAUUUUGCACACUGUUAUCCUAGCUUUGCAGUUUCAGUGGGUGUUCUGUUUCGAGGAAAUCCUGUUGCUGCUGCUGUGGUGGAAUUUGUUGGGGGGCCUAUGUGUUGGAAUACCCGUACAUUUACUGCUACUGCUGGUGGGGGAGCAUUUUGUGACGGUCAGAAAGUCCAUCCAAGUCAAACUGAUAGGGUGGAGCAAUCUCUUCUUGUGACUGGGUUCGGAUAUGAACAUGAUGAUGCAUGGAUUACCAACAUGGAAUUAUUCAAGGAAUUUACUGACAUCAGUAGAGGUGUGAGAAGGCUUGGUGCUGCAGCUGUCGACAUGUGCCAUGUAGCUCUAGGAGUAGCAGAAGCAUAUUGGGAAUAUCGUCUAAAACCAUGGGAUAUGGCUGCUGGUGUAUUGAUAGUUGAAGAAGCUGGUGGUGCAGUGACUCGCAUGGAUGGUGGAAAAUUUUGUGUCUUUGAUAGAUCUGUUUUGGUAUCUAAUGGUGCACUUCAUGCUAAGCUAUUGGAGACGAUUGCACCUGCAACAGAGAAACUGAAGAAUAAAGGAAUUGAUUUCUCGUUAUGGUAUAAGCCAGAAAAUUACAUCACAGAUCUUUGAAAUGCCAGAGAGUUAUACUUCUGUUUCCUGACAUGGCAAGAAGGUUCUCUCAGCAAGCAGAGCCAUAUAGUUUUGGUAGCACCACCGCUAUUAUGCUAUUAAAAGGAUAACAGGGAUGCUGAGGACGUAAAUAUCUUGUGGAGGCUGAAGAAGAGGGUUUAAAGAAGUUGUGUCAGUUAAUAAUGAACUUUGACCGGAUAAAACUCGAAAGAGCCGAUGUUGGGAUAGACAUGCAUGGCAUUUGUAGUUAUAUCUCUUCUGGUUAAUAAAGUAAUAUGUAAUUGUCUAGAACUUGGUAUUUGCCGUUAUUAACUGUUCUAUUGCAGUUGCAAUUUUACUUGUAUGCAUCGGUUUCUAUGUUAUAUUUGCCCUCACAUUUCUUUUCGUUUGUGUUUUCUUUGUUCCUUUCAGAAUGUUAAGCGUUUAUAAUUUUACCAUGCCUUUACU